CUGGAACUCCCACACAAAUAGUUGCAGCUGGCUUUAGCCUAGCUACUUUUCGUUGAUUUGUUAGUUUGAUUGAAAAUUCCGGGUCAAAGAACCUAGCCACAUCUGGUUUUUUGGAAGUCGGUCCGUCGAAUUAUAAGCAACCAAGCACAUAAUUUUCCUGCACUAGCCUGAGCUCCAGACCCUACGAAAGUUCUUUAUUUCAGGUUCUAGAUGCUUUUGCUGUUCUGUUAAAUUUUGCGUCAAAUUAUAAUUCAAGCCGAUUAGAUAUAAUAAUUACAACAAGAUCAAACUAUUCAUUUCAGAUCUUCCAUCAGUUUAAGCAAAAAAUAAAUAGGACAGUAAUGAUAUUCUCCACCCUUUGAGAAGAUAUUCUUUUCUCAGUUCUGUGAAUUUCCAGCGCAGUGGUUAUGGAAAGCUCUUAAUAGCUCAGGGGGAGUCUUUAAAAAUUUGGCUUGAUACUUAGGAGUUUGGAACACACAUUUUUGCUUCAACGCUAUAAAUUUUUAAAAUGAAGCAAGCACAGUUGCAUGCACAGAUGUUUUCACAGAUCAGAUAAGUGACAAGCAUAGAUUUUGGUGACAGUUGCAGUUCAACAGGCUGACAAGCAGUCGGUGGUUAUUGGGCCAGUGUUACAGUUUAAUCAGUGUUACAGUUAAAAGACUUCAAUGCAGUAAGAGAGAAAUGACCUUGGAAAGAGAGAAAUGCUGUGUUGAAGAUAAAGAGUAGCGCGGCACCAAUUGCUCAGGUACACAUCCACAGCAUCUUUGCUUACGAACAAUGAAUGAAACAUUAUGUCUUUUUGUUUGUGUAUUCGGGAACAUAACUGGCAACAUAACCGGGAACAUGACCGUGAAAAUAGGCGAGGACAUAGCCAAGAACAUAACCGGGAAUUUGACAAGCAACGUUAGCCAAGUUCUCUCUCCCAUACACACCAACAAAGCACACUCUUUCUCAUCAACGAAAGUCAUGAUCGAGAUGGCAUUUCACUGUGUCAUAUUCAUUUUUGGCACACUGGGCAACGUUUUGGUUGCAUUUGUCAUCCUUUUCAACAAAUCCUUGCGGUGCACAACAAACUGGCUGGUUCUUAAUCUCGCCAUUGCUGACCUUGGGAUAACCCUGUUCAACAUACCGAUGACCAAUAUUUACCACUUUACUGGUUGGCCGUUUGGCGAAAAUCUCUGCAAAUACUUCCUUGGCGCCUUUGGAGAAUGCAUCGUCGGUGUUUCCGUUUUCACCCAUACCUCUUUGGCACUCAUUCGGUACCACGUGGUAGUCAACCCAAUGAGGUGCACCAUUCAUCUGUGGCAUGUCCAGCUUGGUAUCCUUGUCAUAUGGCUGCUGGCAUACGCUUUUCUCUCUGCACCCCUUACCGGAAAAUUCGAAUUAGCUUACAGCCGAAUAAUCAACGAUUACGUUUGCAAACCUGCUUGGCCUUCCUUCGAGUACAGAAUCCUCUACAGGUCGUGUGUCUUUAUUGUCACAUAUGUCAUUCCAAUGGUGGUGGCGACAUACUGCUAUGUGAAGAUUUACAACGCCUUGAAAACCAGCAUCAAUUUCUUUAGAAAGGGUAAUGCUGUUAAUGCAACUCAGAUGCUGCGAAGAGAGUACAGAAGCAAACGCCUGACCAAAGCCCUUUUCAUCCUCUACAUUCUGUUUUCAAUUACAACCUUGCCCCUUGAGGUCUUCUACGUACUGAUAGAUUCAGGAGCUCUUCCAACCAGCGUCUAUUUUGCUCAUGUGUGGUCACUUCUUGUGGCUCUGUUUUACAGCCUGUCAGUGGUGAACCCCUUCAUGCUUUUCUACAUCAGCGAAGAAUACAGAAAUCAGCUGCUAAAUAUGUUUAGAUUUUGCCUUUUCUGGCGAAGGUCAAGGCUAAAUGCAUCUGAAAAAAUGGCUGCAAAGCCAGCAAAGACCGACCUCUCCCAUACGAUGACCAGAACGUCUCGAACGGAUGCAAAGAAAUGUGAAGGGGAAACUGUUCACUUGCAGAUACUCAAGCCAGCAUCAAACGGAGCUGGAGAGAAGCAAAACUCAGAGAAUGAAGAGACUCAAUCACUGUGUAAGAAGUAGCUAACAAUAUUUGCUAAGUUCUAAUAUCUGAUCGUGUGGCAGGUAGUCAAGCUAAAAAUAUAACACGGUAUAUGUUUAGCUAAAAGUCUAUUCAAAUAAAGUUGAUCCACAUAUGUUAGGAUCCCAGCAGUUAGGAUCCCAAAUUUUAGCAAAAAGCAGUUAGGAUCCCAAAUUUUAGCAAAAAGCAGUUAGGAACCCAAAUUUUUGAAUGUUCUACACAACAGCUUCUCUUUCCCGCCAUUUGACAUGACGUCAGUCUCUACGCACCACAGCAAAGCUAGAAAAGAUCUCGGCCUCCAAGUCAUUCGGCUAAAUUUGUAACAAAAACUAAAAAACCCAUCUCUCUUUUUCUUGUAAUAUUUGCUGGCUUUGGAUUGUUUUACUUUUGAUGAUAGGCAUAUAAAGUAUAAAUGAAAAUUCAUCUAAAGCAAAUUUUAUGAUGCUUAAUAACUAAUGUAAAACUGGCUCCAGAAUUUGCCAGUAGCUUUUUCUGCUCAAAAACCUUACGAGAUGUUAUCCUGUUCCAUGUUUUAUGGAAUGGCCUUGUUGGAGACAAGAUCUCUGUAGGCUUGUAAAAUAACCUACCUUCGUAAGGUAGAUAAAGAAACGAAAAUAGUAAAAAAGAUGAUUUUUUCGAGUAAUAGUGAAUACCCACUCCUUUGCCAUAUUUCUCUACAAAAAACUAAUCUUGUGGGGUCACCUAUUUGUGAUUUUUAUCAUUGAGUUUCUUUGAAGUUUUGCCAAAAAUUGUCUUAUUUAGCUUGCAGUGUUUAAAAGGUUCUUUUUGAUAUUAUCUAAUAAUAAAUUAUAAUUACAUAUUACUAACAAGUAACUAUGAAAAAAGCUUCUGGCUCGAGUAACUUUAAUUCUUAAUUCAUUCUAUUCCCAUUCUACUCAUUCUCUUUCUGACCAGCAUCGACGCUGUUGUUGAUGUCAUCAACCAUUUAAUGUUGUCUUUUACCCCGUGUACCUAAAACAAUAACAAGGUACCAAAGGGUCGUUUCUUCUAUUUCCUUGAUACAUAUUUCCCUGAGACAUAUUUCCUACAUCUUGUGUCUACUUCUUUGUAAUGACCCCUUUUUCUUUUUUUUCUGUUGUUCUUUUUGUGUCUGUUCACAACGAUAUAUAUAUAUAUAUAUAAUAUACUUAUAUAUAUAUACAUAUGUUCCAGAUGGGUCUUAUAUAAACAGUGUAUAUAAACAUGUAGUGCAUGUUGCUAUGUAGCUUAGAUUUUUUUGUAGCAUUAUUCAAGAUAAUUUAAGGUAAUCAUCGAUAAAUACUAAAUUGUAAACUUUGGGCAUAAUAUGAUACAACGCUGCAAUAAGUAGCUAUCGAAAUUUCUUUGCUUUUUUAACUAUUAUCUUUUAUUUUAUUGUCUUUGAUCUAAUAUAUAAAUCUACUAUCAUUUUCGUCAGUAGUGUUGCAAUAAAAGUGAACUUUACUUUAAAAUCUCGUAAGAUUUUGAUUUGCUAUUAUUUGCAAUGUAUAAUGUUUAUUGUAAUAUGUUUCUGGUAAAAAAAUGUAUGUAGGCAUUUGAAACUUUAUUCCAGAGACUGUUAAAUAGAAAUAAUAUGAAGAUAGGCUUUGUGGCUUAACAUUGUAUUAAUACUUAUCAAACUGUGUUUAUGUGCAAAAGAUUAAACGAAUGGGUGUGAGCUGUUAGUAACUUUCACGGUAGAAUAAAUUGUUAGUGAAACUAGGUUAUUCAAGUUAUAACCUAGAUAUCUUCGCGUUGGAGACGUUUGUGAUUUAGUCAAUUAAGUUUAGAUACUUUGCAUGAACAAUGUCAGACAUUUCUGAUAGCAGUUAAUGUAUUUGGAAAAAAUUAUGAAAAAAUUUGUGGGAAUUGUAACUUCAAUGUUACUUCUUGUAGCUUUUCAUUUUGUUCCUCUUCUGCAGAUAAUGUACAUCAUCUUUUCAGUUAGAAUAAAAUUUGUUUAUGUUUGUGUUUAAUCUUUUACUCUUUUCCCUGUGUUUUUCAGCCAAUAUCGAUGCAAUUGGUAUUUCAUUUUCCUUUCCAUUAAACCUUAUGCAGCCAGUAGACUAGAGUGUUGCUUUGCCUUCAACCUUUUUAAGUCAAUAUUCAAAUGUUAUCUGUCACUAUAUGCAUCUUUUGAUUUUUUACAGGUUAUCCAUUUGCGUGAUUCGUCAGUUUCUUUUUCUUUAAAUAUUUUGCAGCCAAUUGAUUCAAGUAAUUUCAUUCAUUUCAUUCAAGUAACGGCAUUUCAUUCCUUUCUUAAUCUUUCUUCAUCAAUCGAUACGAGUAAUGCUUAGCCUUUCUUUCCUUUAAUCAUUCAAAACCAAUUAAUAAAAAACACCUUUCCACCCUUCUAUUGGUUGUAACCAAAUUAUAGGAGUCAAGCUUCUUCGCUCUUUUCCUUCCAUCUUUUUAGUAGAAGAAAUUCAACCUUCAGCUUUUAAUUCUUUCGGUUGCUUUUACCCAAUAUUUGUUAAACAAGCAUCUCCUUUCACAAAUGAAGCUACGAAACCUAAUGGGGCUGCAAAAAACAAGUCCCCAAUUCUGUUUUCGACAGAAUCAGUCCGUUCAAAUUUGAUGCAAAAAUGUUGGGGGGAGGGUUAAUAUUUUGGUAUCAUAUUUGUUUGUGAUGUAAUCAUAUGAUUUAGAAGCUGCCUUUAAGUAACUAAAAGUUCUCUUCAGGCACAAUUGACGUUUAUUUUAGGUUAAAAGAGGUAAACUGGGCGUGGCCUAAAAACAAUCUUUUCUCUCCUCCAAAGCCUAGGGGCUGGCGCCGCCACUGCAGGUUUGACAUAAUAGCUUCGACUUUCAUGCAUAAUCCAAGCUUAGAUGUGAAGAUUUUAAUGAGGAUUCCGAUUCUUUUAGAGCUCUGCUAUUUUCAUUCAAAUUCUUCCAUCAGAAUAGUCAACAAUGUACGAACGUUGAAUCUAGUCUUAAGAAGGCAGCAAAAUCUUCAAGAGCGUCUCUUCGUCAAGUCGUCUUGGCUUCUGCACAAGCGCCUUAGAUUUGCAACUGAGACAGAUCAUGUCAUGGCACAGGUUGCGUCAGUAUAAUAAGUCGUCAUCCUUUUUCAUUAAAACUAUUAAAAUGCACAGAUUCAGAGGAAAAGGGCAACCACCAUGGGCGAAUGAACAUAAGCGGUCUGGUAUCCUAGUUGUAGGGUGGCUUUGAAGCUGUAAGGGCCCGGAUGAUGGUGAGGUAAGUGACCACAUCCAUUGAAGUAACAGCCUCAAGUAUUCUUUCAUUUGAAAACAGGUUAUAACUUAAUUGAUAUGCUGGUAACAUUUGUGAUGCAGUUUUUGCACAUUUUGUACUCUAUGUGAAUCAGCUAAAUCUCCUUGUUUUGUCUUUUGAACUUUAAAUAAGUGUUAACAGUAUUUAUCAGAAUUACUCGAACUGUGGAAAAGUCUCACCAUUUGACAUGUGUUGCAGAAUAGCCAGAUCAAAGUACCGAGAAACAUCGUUUAUGACAAAUAUAUACGAAGAAUUAGGAGGCAUCAUGAAUAAUAGAUGGAUUUGAUUAAGUAACGAAAAAUUUUAAGCAGAUAACUUAGAAGAAUUUCGUCAAAAAAGAUCUAUAAACUGAAAUCACUUGCAGACUCUUGCAGACAAACAGUCUUAAUGUAUGAUGAGCGUGUAUUUCAGUUAUAAUGGAAGCGUUUAAAACUAUAUUAUAGUCUAUUCAUAUUUCAUAUUUGAUUUGUUUAGGGAGGGUUGCCCUUCAACAGAAGUUGUUUUUCAAGGUGCCAUCCAAUAAAAGUUAAUAACAAUAUAUAAUUGAAAUGCUAGAA
Messenger RNA from Rhopilema esculentum, 5838 nucleotides. RefSeq names its product galanin receptor type 1. NCBI's taxonomy places the organism in Eukaryota, Metazoa, Cnidaria, Scyphozoa, Rhizostomeae, Rhizostomatidae. Gene Ontology annotation, cellular component: plasma membrane. Gene Ontology annotation, biological process: G protein-coupled receptor signaling pathway. Gene Ontology annotation, molecular function: G protein-coupled receptor activity. The record is from RefSeq and is a predicted model, not a curated record.